GAAAACAAAAUUUGCUGCUGUCGAUCUUCAGCUCCACAAACCAGAAUCCAGAAUCCAGAAUCACUUCUAAUCUCAUCUUCUUCUUAAUCAACAAUAAUGGCCUUGAAGUUUCUGAACAAGAAAGGGUGGCACACGGGUAGUCUACGGAACAUAGAAAAUGUUUGGAAAGCAGAGCAGAAGCAUGACGCUGAACAGAAGAAGCUUGAGGAACUCCGGAAGCAAAUCCACGAAGAAAGAGAGAGAUCCGAAUUUCGUCUCCUUCAGGAACAAGCCGGCUUAGUUCCGAAGCAAGAAAGAUUGGAUUUCUUAUACGAUUCUGGAUUAGCCGUAGGGAAGGGCAAUUCUGAUGGAUUCAAGGCUCUUGAAUCAUUUCCCGCUAAGGCAGAACCUGAACAGCCCUCAUCUGCGAACAAGGCCUCUACGCCAGGGGCUUUAUUUGAAGAUAAGCCUCAGUCUGCUAAUGAUGCAUGGAGGAAACUGCAUUCCGAUCCCUUGCUUUUAAUAAAGCAGCGUGAACAGGAAGCACUAGCUCGUGUGAAGAAUAAUCCAGUCCAGAUGGCUAUGAUCCACAAAUCUGUUGAAGCAAAGAAGCACAAGGAGAAAACAUCAGAUGGAGAAAAGCACAAAGAAAAACAUCACCGCAAGAAGUUGAAACAUGAAAAGCAUACAUCAUCCAAACAUCAUAUCAACUCAGAUGAUGAUGUUGGACAAGGGGAAGGACAAAGAAGUACCAGUUCCAGCCACUAUUCAAAACACAAGAGGAACAUUCAAACUGAACGUGUAAGGGAUGGUGACAGGUAUCAACAUGAAAGAUAUCAUGGGAAAGACCAUUUUGGCCCUCAAUCUACUAAAAGAGAUAGGGAAGACCAUUUUAGCUCUCAAUCUGCUAAAAGAGAGAAGGAAGACCAUUUUGGCUCUCAAUCUACUAAAAGAGACAGGGAAGACCAUUCCGGCUCUCAGUCUACUAAACGAGAUAGGGAAGGCCAUUAUAGCUCUCAAUCUGCUAAACGAGAUAAGGAAGACCAUUUUGGCUCUCAAUCUGCUAAAAGAGAUGAGGCAGACCAUUCUGGCUCUCAAUCUGCUAAAAGAGAUAGGGAAGACCAUAUUGGCUCUCAAUCUGGUAAAAGAGAUGGGGAAGAUAGAAAGCAUCUUCCACCACGCCAUCACAAAGUCGGUGAACAUAACCGACGAAAUAGCAGCAUGAAACUUUCGGAAGAAGAAAGAGCUGCAAAGUUAAAGGAGAUGCAAAUGGAUGCAGAAGUGCAUGAAGAACAAAGAUGGAAACGGUUGAAGCAGGCUGCUGAUGAUGAUGCUAAGGAAGCUACACGUGCUAGUUCUAGUGGGCGUAAUUUCUUGGAUGCUGCUCAUAAAAGCGUUUUUGGAGCUGAGAAGGGUGGCAGCUCCACCAUAGAGGAGAGUGUUCGUCGUCGGACACAUUAUUCACAACGAAGGAGCGAAGAAAACGCUUUUAGGCGGUAGGCUGCUUAUUUGGUGGAAAAGUCAUGUAACAUAUGCUGCUGCUAUAUGCUGCUGCUAUAUGAGGAUGAUAAUAUGAUCCUAGUCCUAUUCUAAUGGGUGUUGGGGAGUAACUAAUAUUGAUUUCUGUUUGUAGUUGUUGGGUAAAACUUGUUCAAGCUGCUAUGGGAGGAUGGUAAUAUUUUUCUAGUCCC
Molecule: messenger RNA, 1670 nt
Organism: Cynara cardunculus var. scolymus (artichoke)
Lineage: Eukaryota; Viridiplantae; Streptophyta; Magnoliopsida; Asterales; Asteraceae
Product: pre-mRNA-splicing factor CWC25 homolog
Exons: 4
Coding region: 97-1479 (460 amino acids)
Biological process (GO): mRNA splicing, via spliceosome
Cellular component (GO): U2-type spliceosomal complex
Source: RefSeq, a predicted model, not a curated record